CACUUUGCCAAGUACUAUGAAGAGCAAGAUUGAAAUAGGACUAAGUUGAGUCAUUCCUACCUGGCUUCCGAAGAGCCAUUCCGUGAGUAUGGACGCACACGCUCCUCCGCUAAUUGGGUUCGACGAAUUUCGGUACCGGCGCAAUGUCGCGUACACCAUGCUGAUAACAUGCCUGAUCGGAAGUUUGCUCUUUUUCGCUGGCGGAAUUUUCACGAUUCUUGGGGUUCCGGACCGGUUUCUGAAUCCACUGGUCAAUUGGCCCAACCUGUUCGGGGUCAUCUAUUUCGGAAUCAGUGCGGCGUGUGCCUAUGUGCAGUUUCAGCAUGAGGAAAGAACAGAAGGGGCUUCUCUCCAGGCGCAUCCGCCAGCAGCUCUGGGUGUAGUUUCUGUUCGGCAUGAAAACGAGCACGCUGAAGGGGUGGGCUUUUCAUCCCGUUAUUCAGCGCGUGGAUCAUCUUCCGAGUGUAAAAACAAGAGUCCCGAGUCCCAACCUUCACCGCAGGAUCUCACGAGGACACAGAUGCAACGACAUCAGCCAGUACGAGCAGCUGCCUUGGAAGUAGCGCAACCGUCAGAGUGCGGCAAAGGUCCUUCUAGCGCAACGAGGGGUACUAGUACUAGUACGGAGGGACAAUUAUCGGGUUGCUGGACCGAUCGCUAUUCCUCAGUGAUUGUAACGCGGUUUGGCCCGGACCGCGAUCCGCGAUCAGUGGCAUACGUGCACGACCCGCGGAUCACGGUGUGCUCUUCGACGCUUAGUAUUGGGACAGAAGGACGUGCUACCACGAUCCUGCGAGGACCUGAGCUGCUGGCUCGAGAUACCAGAAUAAGUCGAUAUAAUCCGAACAUCAGGCAAACGGCGUUGGACGUCGUGGAUAACCCUUUAAUAGUUGGCGAUCAUGUAGAAGUCCGGCCUCCGCGAACGUCAGCCUCGGAGCCGUUUAUUUUGGCAGGAACAGACAACGACCGUCGUUUGUGCGUUUCUGCUGUACUGGGUGCAGUUGCCCGGACCGGAGGUGGCCACUCGGACACUUCGCGCGUGUACCAGGCGCGCGUGCGGGCGAUGUGUCCACCGGAUGUUAUCGGUUCUGGCGAUUUUUUGCCAACCAACCUUUCGCAGGCCCGACAAAUAAUGCCAGCCGUUCCAGCAAGACUGAUGCCAGGCGUCGAAAAGGGCCCCGAGUGCAGCGUAAGCUUCCCGCAGGAAGUAGAACGGGGUGCUGCAGCUGCAGAGAAGGGUACUGCACCAGCAGCUUCUAGUACAUCGUCCAAGCAAGAAGUAGAGAACAAAACUGUGCGUGGCCGCGAUGUCGCAGGGUUUCUGAUGGACCUGACGGCUUUCAGGAAAUCACAGUGCCGAUGGCGAAGAAGUAGCAGCGAAACUGACGUCGAACUGCUCCGGCAGAUUCACUCUGUUAGGAGUGGUCGCGUUCUGCACCAAGGACCACAGGCGGGACAACAAGACGAUGGGGUACAGCAACUAGGAGGUACGCUGCAGGAGCCUUCGCGGCCUUGCCUCGACCAUUUCCAGGGCGUGUGUCGACAGCUCUCAGACAUAAAUGUAGCAACAACCGCCGCCGCGGGUGCCUGUGCUUCUACCCCGAUCGAAAAUGAUAUCACACGUGUUCUUGCGGGUUCAGCUACUAGUACAACAUCAUCUUCACCGUUUGACUUUCACCCGACAGAAAGAAUAUCGGCGCAGCACACCAGCGAGAUCCUGGACCCUCAACAUCAUUCUCAACCCGUCGCUCCGUUUGCUGCGACUGAAAUAAGCAGCAAAGGGAGAUACAAAGAAUCCAACACACUAAUUCACGCUUCUGUGGUGAUUCUGAAUUUGGGAAGCACUCUCUUUACUUUAGGAACGGUGGUCAUCGCAGUUCCCGCGGUCUCGGAAAAACCGCGAUGGGUCUUUCUCUACCUGAUUUUCUGGCCAUUCGUGAUCGGCAGUCUGUGCUUCGUCGUCUACGGGUUUCUGGAGCUGUUGAUCGUCAAAGACUUCUUCGGCAAGCAGGAGAAACUACGUGAAGAUGAAAAUGACGGCAACUACGUGACUGGUCUUGAUCGAGGUCAUUCGCAAAUAGUGCCCGCCGAAAGCGGUGGAGAGUCUGCGGCAAUAAAUGCAGAGGCGAGGUCCACGCCGAGAGAUUCUUCAAGACCACAGCGUCGGUUGGUGCUGAUUGAGACGUUGAUUGCGUGGAGCGACUUCGUAGGAGGGGUCUUUUUCUUUGUGGGCUCGGCCGGGAUGGAUGUUCGUUUCUUCUGCCAGGACGAAGACGAGAGUUACCUUACCAAGUGCACGGCUUUCUUCGCGCACGACAUUACGGGCGUCGCAUUCACGGUAGGUGCGUUCUGCUACGGGUUUUCGGCCAUGCUGGGAUUUCAACUCUGGACCAGCGAGCGGUUCGGUUGGGGUUUGUUUCUCGCUCUCAAUCGGCUUUUCACAUCUACUUCGGAGAAACUACCCGAACAUCAUGAAGAUGCGCGCAGCAGUAGCCACGAACGGCUGCUUUCUCGGGGCACAAUGACCUCCCUGUUUCUGUACGCCGUGGUGCUUGUGCUUGGACUCCUGAACUUGUGCUGCUUCGUCGCAAUCGGGGUUGGGGAGAUGGAGAGUAACCGCGCGAUCCAAGUUUCGCAACUGGCCUAUCAGUGCUUGCUCCUCUUGUUUGCCCAUUUGCUCUUGGUGCUGCACAGUGAUAUGACGAAGUUGCCGACCCAACAGCCGUACCGCUUCAUUGUGAUGAGCAUGCGUGCAUCCUUUGGACUUUGCUCAUGCAUCGAGCUCUACACAUUUUCGAUGCAUCUCCGCAAUGCUGGAUUGAUUUUUGUUGCGAUUCCGCAAAAUUUCCGUCUUCAUAAACAUUGGCAGCACGACAGUUCGAAUGUGAGUUUUGAUGUUAACUCACUUGCUCCUGGCAUAUUCGGAACUUGGUCGACGGACGCAUGCGAACGAAUUCGCGUUCUUGCGAAUCUAGUCCGUCACUCUCGCAGAAAACCGAUCGAGUAAAAGUGUUCUGGAGUUUUUCGUUCUGGAAGUAUCAAAAGUUGGU
Messenger RNA from Amoebophrya sp. A120, 3050 nucleotides. The record is from the annotation of a GenBank genome assembly. NCBI's taxonomy places the organism in Eukaryota, Dinophyceae, Syndiniales, Amoebophryaceae.